UAUGUCAUGCUGAAGUUUCACUUUUCAGUCUUGGUUUUCAAUUUCGUGUUUUUGUGAAAAAAAGCUCAAUAGGCGGAUGAUGAAAGCAAAAAACCUUUUAGUUAACAAACGUUCGCUUGUCGCGAGUCCGUAAGUGGAAACAGGACUGUGUCUAAACAUGUCUUCCUCGGAGGUAGAAAGUCGAAAUAUAACAAUACAAAUGCGAAAAUCUGUGGAAAACCUGGUUCUAUCUUCACAAGAUGCAAUAGGGCAGAGUAUAAGUCAAGCUCUGAACUUUUCUGGAGUGAUAUCGCAGCACACGUCCCAACUCAUACAGGACAGCAAAAACGUGUCCCGCGCGCCGUCGCCCUCCCCUCGCAACUUUGAAAGCGCCACAGAAACUCUGGACAAUGACAAGACCAGCGACUCCUCCCUCAACUUGCCGAGCCUCACAGGUGGAGAUAAUAUCUCUGUCUCAAGCAAUGAGGCGGUCACCGUUAUCAGUUCGCCCUCACUCAAAACUGACAACUCCAAGACGUCGACGCCGAAUCCUCGCGGCCCCGAUGCCACCAGGACCAAGAAGAAGAGCUGGUACAACUCUCUGUACCCCACAUACAAGAACAAGCUGGACGACUUCAAGAGACUGUUCAAGGACUUGCCCGACGACGAGAGACUUAUUGUGGACUACUCGUGCGCGCUACAGAAGGACAUCCUGGCGCAGGGGCGGCUGUACGCGUCGCAGAACUACCUGUGCUUCUACGCGUACAUCCUGGGCUGGGAGACCAGCCUCACUCUGCGGUGGAAGGACGUCACCGCCAUCACCAAGGAGAAGACUGCUCUCGUCAUACCCAAUGCCAUCCUGGUGUGCACGGACAAGGACAAGCACUUCCUCACGUCCAUCUCCAGCAGGGACAAGGCCUACCUGAUGCUGUUCCGGAUCUGGCAGAACGCGCUCAUGGACCAGCCGCUCACCAGCCACAAGAUCUGGCAGUGGGUGCACAGCUGCUACGGCGAGGAGCUGGGCUUCAACUCCGACGAGGAGUACAUGAGGGAGGGCGCCGACGACGCGGCUGCACCGUCCGACCUUGCCGAUAAGGAGUUGUUGGACUCGUCUUCCAUGGACGCGAGCGGAGGCGGAGACGGCAGAGGAGACAACAAGAGCAGCAGGUCGGCGUCGCGCGGACGGGACUCCUCACCGCCGCUGGUGACGAACGGGGACGCGGAGGAGAGGGACGAGGGGGACGCCCUCCCCACGGACAUGUCGGACACCAGCGAGAGCGAGCCCGACAAACCCAACAACGGCGCGGAAAUGGAACAGUGCACGGACCCCCAUGACGGUAAGCUGAUCCUGAGCGGCAAGUUCCCUUUUAACAUCGACACGCUCUUCACCAUGAUCUUCACAAACUCCAAGUUUCAACUGGAGCUACUCGCCGAGAGAGGGACGUCGGACUACGUCGAGUCUCCGUGGCAAGUGCAAAAUGGGCGUAAGUUCCGACAGACCAGCUACAAGCUGAGCCUGUCCACCGGACCCAUCGGGCCCAAGGAGGUGCAGGUCACGGAGACCCAGGUGAUGAACAAGUGCUCGAAGCCGGGCGUGGUGUACUCCAUCGAGUGCCAGAGCGAGAACUCCGGCAUCCCGUACGCCGACCACGUGACGGUGAUUGUGCACUACUGCCUGCGCCGCGCCGCCGACUGCGCCACGCACCUCGCGCUCUACGCAACGCUGCGCUACCGCCGCUCCAUGUGGCCCCUCGUCAAGGCGGUCAUGGAGAAGAGCACCAUGGCGGGCCUGGACGAAUUUAGUAGGCUGCUCGAGGCGCGACUCAACGCUGAGGCGGAGAACGCGGCCCCCGCCACCAGGAAGGCCAGGAGACACCGGCGGGCCACCGGGAGCUAUGCAGUAUCGGUUCCCCCCGCAUUAUCGGUCCCCCCUCGGGCGCCGUCUCCUCCCCGCGCCCCGCCUGCCCCCCGCUGGCCACUGGUGGCCCUGCUGCUGCUGCUGCUCCUCAAUGCAUUGCUGUACUGGAGACUCUACCACACCGAUACUACACAAACCAUCGGCGUUCAUCACUUCCAAGACAGAGCGGAGGGGGCAGCGGAGCGCCAGGCGGCGGCGCAGCGCCACCAGCUGCGGGCCUGGGCGCGCGCGCUGCACCGCGCCGCACACUCUCUCGCGCAGACCGAGCAAGCCCUGAUGAAGGUUUUGGAAACUAUCAAGCCCACUCUAGAAAAGGUGCGGCAGGAGUCACAAGACAAAACCGAACUUUAAAAGCGACGAGAAUGAAAUUAGGUAACAAAUGGAUUCAACAAGUGUGUCUGUCCUGCUCUGUGGGGGUGACUGGCGCUACCGCGUUCUGCCGCGAACUGCCGCCAUCCGUGUGUUGGUGCUGUGCCAUCACUAAUAGAACUGCUCUUGUCGCUUCAAGAUAUACUUUCCACAUAACCAGUAUGAUAUGAGUUAUAUAUUAUUAUUUUUCUGUUGAUUGCACAAUCCACACAAUAAUUAGUACUACGGCCAAUUUAUUAGAAACAUCUACCGGACAACAUAGAGAGUAUACGACUAUAAACACAAGCAGGAUUGACAUCAGGUGGUAUC
Bombyx mandarina (wild silkworm) is the source of this 2575-nucleotide messenger RNA. Its product is annotated as protein Aster-B. Gene Ontology annotation, biological process: intracellular sterol transport. Gene Ontology annotation, cellular component: endoplasmic reticulum-plasma membrane contact site; plasma membrane; endoplasmic reticulum membrane. The record is from RefSeq and is a predicted model, not a curated record. NCBI's taxonomy places the organism in Eukaryota, Metazoa, Arthropoda, Insecta, Lepidoptera, Bombycidae. Gene Ontology annotation, molecular function: sterol binding; sterol transfer activity.